AUGGACAUCGAACGAGGCUUCAGGUUUUUCUCCAUAAGUGGCGCUACAGUCGUCCACACCGGUCGAAAACAAGAACGUCUGUAGACGCUAAGGGUGGCAGUGAGAUUCGCCGUAAGGGAUGACUAAUCGACAAAUUAAUGUACAGAUGUUUAACAUAUUAUAGGCAAUUAUUAUCCCAUAGGGUGUAUUUAGGUAUUCUUACAACGAGUAUCUAGUCUUGUAUUUUGCUAUUUCAUGGCGGCAGCAGAAGUAUGUUUUAAGGGUUGUUUACGUAUGUGCACGUGCAGACGUGCGAGAGCAAAAGGAUGUCGCAAAAUAAUGACGCCGGUUCUUUUAUAAGCAUCCCUGGAUUUUGUUCCGAUUGCGGGUCGGUUUUACCUUUGUUACAGGAGCGAGGAAACGUAAUUUGUUACGCUUGUAAACGUGAAUGGGGCCCUGAAGCUUUCGGAGACAUGGCUAUGUCGUACACCAUCCAUUUCAAUGAUAAGAACGUCUACACAUCUGAAAAGCAGAAAGGUGACAAGGAGAAGGAUGCGGAAGGUCCUGUUGUCGAAAGAAGAUGUCCACAGUGUCAGAAUGACAAGAUGUCGUAUGCCACUCUACAGUUGAGGUCUGCGGAUGAAGGGCAAACUGUUUUCUAUACAUGCACUAAGUGCAAAUACAAAGAGACAGAGAACUCAUAACACAUACAUUGUGCAUUCUUGUUGGCAAAGUUAUAAAAGUUGUUGAACAGCUGUUGAAACAUGAACACGCCGAGUGAACGAAAUAAACAUGAACACUCUGUGUUAUCAAUUAUAUCUUCAACCUAAUUACGCGUAGUUUCGAUACCUUUACUUAUGUGUUUUCUCUUAGCUGUGUAUACUCGAUUAAAUAUUUUGUACAAUACGUCGGAAUGAAAGUUAACAAUUAGUUCGAGAAGAA
Megalopta genalis is the source of this 921-nucleotide messenger RNA. It is a transcript of the gene RpI12, whose product is annotated as RNA polymerase I subunit RpI12. Gene Ontology annotation, biological process: DNA-templated transcription; termination of RNA polymerase I transcription. Lineage: Eukaryota; Metazoa; Arthropoda; Insecta; Hymenoptera; Halictidae. Gene Ontology annotation, molecular function: zinc ion binding; nucleic acid binding. Gene Ontology annotation, cellular component: RNA polymerase I complex. The record is from RefSeq and is a predicted model, not a curated record.